Molecule: messenger RNA, 1070 nt
Organism: Bipolaris maydis ATCC 48331
Lineage: Eukaryota; Fungi; Ascomycota; Dothideomycetes; Pleosporales; Pleosporaceae
Product: TB2/DP1, HVA22 family-domain-containing protein
Source: RefSeq, a predicted model, not a curated record
AACCCGCUUCCUACUGAGCAAUCCCGUCCUCUGCAUUCCUAACCUCCCUCACCACAAAUUUCCAUAGAGAAAUCCCGCUCGACAUCUUACCAUCCUUCACCAUGUCUGUCCAAGAUAGAGCCCAGGCCCAGCUGUCACAGCUCGACAAGGAGUUGUCCAAAUACCCCGCCCUCAACAACUUUGAGAAGCAGACCUCCGUCCCCAAGGUCUACAUGGUGCUUGGUCUUGCCGGACUCUACUUCUUCCUCAUCUUCUUCAACAUUGCCGGAGAGUUCCUUGUCAACGUUGCCGGAUUCGUCAUUCCAGGCUACUACUCCCUAGACGCCCUCUUCUCCGCAACCAAGGUCGAUGACACUCAGUGGCUGACAUACUGGGUAACCUUUGCUUUCCUGACCGUUUUCGAGAGCGCCGUCAGUGCCAGCUACUGGUUCCCCUUCUACUACACCUUCAAGUUUAUCCUUGUUCUCUGGAUGGCCCUGCCCCAGACUGCUGGUGCCCAGCUGGUCUUCCGCUCUUUCAUCCAGCCUGUUUUCUCCCGCUACUUCUCGCAGAGUGGCUCCACUGCCGCCGACCUCCGCGCCAAGGUCGACUCCGCCGGCAAGGCUCACGCCUCGUAAAGUUGUCGUAGCCACACCACCUCUCAUAGUCGUAUGACCAGGUCAAUGCAAGCACGAUGAUGUCCAGGUAACGCCCUCUGCUGUGCGGGGGCCAGACAGACCGGAAUCCUCGAGCCUUGGGGCCGUCGCGGCUUGGAAUCGCAGUAUGAAUGAGAACAUGGGGGUACAGAAACUGUUCACAGAGGGGUUAGCAUAGGAAGGAAAAGACUGGAAUCCUUUUAUCCUAUGAUUACUCGUCCACGAAGCGACGGCUUGGGUAAUAGAUCGUUUUCUGUAGCAAAGGAGUUUGACAAGGUUGCCUUUGAGCAACGAUUUGAUGUACUAGAUUGGGCCCUGCCCUAGGCAAGCAAAAAUGACACUCAUCCUUGUAACUUUUCUUGAGGCUUUCUCUGUCUGAAAAGACAAUGCCCGCUCUCGCAGUAUCGGGUAAUGACUAGAAACGCAAGGCUCUCU